Thecamonas trahens ATCC 50062 is the source of this 2502-nucleotide messenger RNA. RefSeq names its product calcium-activated outward-rectifying potassium ion channel. Gene Ontology annotation, molecular function: potassium ion leak channel activity. Gene Ontology annotation, cellular component: membrane. Lineage: Eukaryota; Apusomonadida; Apusomonadidae. The transcript has 3 exons. The record is from RefSeq and is a predicted model, not a curated record. Gene Ontology annotation, biological process: stabilization of membrane potential; potassium ion transmembrane transport. Bases 1 to 2478 code for a protein of 825 amino acids.
AUGUCACGCGUGCUGUUCAACCGGGGACACCGGCAUCGUCACGACCGGGAUGGUGACGGUAUAUACUCGUACUCUGACUCUUACGAGCUUGUUGACGGAGAGUGGGUGGAGAAGCCGCCUACCCCUCCUGGCUCGGUCCAGGAGGAGGAGGAGAAGCCCAAGUGGUACAUCCAGCACUCCAAGCUGAUCUCCGCCAUUGUGGUCGUCAUUGUCUUCAACCUGGUGGGCAUGCUCAUCUUUUCUGAAGUCGAAGGCCUCGACGGCUUGGAUGCGCUGUACUUUACCCUCGUCACGCUCACCACCAUCGGCUUUGGCGACAUCUCACCGUCGACCAACGAUGGUAAGACUGCCGUCAUGUUUUACGGCGUCAUCGGACUGGCCGUCAUCGGUUGGGUUCUCUCCAUGCUCUCCGACUACUCGCAGCGCAAGUCGUCGUCGGACCCGUAUGUCAUUGUCCUCUCGCAGUACAACUGCCUCUCGUGCAUCAAGGGCUGUGAGCGAGCGCAGUUCACCUCGCCGCACUUUGAGAAGAACCUCAACCCGGUGUGGGAAAACCAAGAAGUGUGGACCAUUCCGCACUCGAUCUUUGCCAAGGAUGUGGUAAUCCAGGUCCGCGAUUGGGACAACUUUAACUACGACGACCUCAUCGGCGAGGUGGUCAUCGACCCGCAGACUCAGAUCGGCGAGGAGUGGGCGUUGUACGACCUGCCUCUGGAGAAGGUGGAGGACAAGGACGCGCGGCCGACCAUCCAGCUAGAGAUGAAGUUUACGCCGGCAACCCAGGUCCUCGAAGUCCGCCUUGUCUCGUGCCAUGACCUCCCCAUCAUGGACGACUACUCGGGCUUGCUCGAGCAGUCGGUCAACAACACCAAGGAGCUCGCGACUGCGCUUCUCAUUCUGGCCGUCAUCAUCUUUGGCGGCGCCGGCCUCUUUGCCGGCCUGGAGAAGUGGCGCUACUUUGACGGCAUGUACUUUGCCUUUGCUGUCUUCUCAACCAUAGGCUACGGCGACUUUUCGCCCAAGACCGACACCGGCAAGGCUCUCUUCCUCCCCUACGCCUUCCUCGCUGUCGGCAUCGGUGGCUACAUCAUCGGCCUCAUCCAGGCCGGUGGCGUGUCGGCCGGCGCCACGUCGGAGAUUCCGCGGAACGAGAACGGCACACUCGACUUUAAGUCGCUCAAGUCGCACGACGAGCAGUACGAGCUCGAGUGGGCCAUCCGCGACGCGCUGUCGGCGUCGUCGUCGGCGUGGUCCUCCGAGGACUCGGCCGACUCGCAGUACACUUACUGGUCGAGCUACGACGAGCAGGAAGAGGCCAUCGCUGACAUUGUGGCCGGUGACGCCGCUCUCCCAGCUGACCUUGUCCUUCCCACCCGCCGCCGCCGCCUCCUCCACGGCGCCGCCCGCACGACUUCGUCGCGAGCCCGCCAGUGGGUCUACGUCGACGCCGACGCCAACUCGCCGACUCUCGCCUCGUCGGCCGCCGUCGACUACGCCACCUACUCGUCUGACUCGGAGUGGGAGUCGGAGCAGGACGAGAUGGACAACCUCGUCGCCGCUCGCUACGAGCCAAGCCAGACUGCCACCGCCACCGGCGAGCCCGCCGCCACCGGCCUGGCCGACCCUGGUCCGCUCCCGGCUGCGCCGGGCUGCAUCCCCGCCGCCAUCAAGCCGUCGACUUACUUUGGCAACUCGUUCAUCUACCGCUUCUGCAAGCAGUCGUUCAUCGCCCUCGCCCUCCUCUUCAUCGGCACCAUCAUGGCGCCCAUCGAGGACUGGCGCUGGUACGAGGGCCUCUACUUUUCGUUUGUCACUCUCACCACCGUCGGCUAUGGCGAUUUUCUGCCCGACUCGGACGGCGCCAAAGUCUUUGUCAUGCUGUACGGCCUCUGCGGCCUCGCCGCCGUCUCGGGCUUUUUCUCGCUUGUCUCCGAGGCCUCAACCUCGCCGCCGAGCGACCCGGAGCUCCUCCGCCUCGAGAACCGGCUCAACAAGUACCGCUCGUACCUGUACCGCUUCUUCCACUCGGCCGCCAUGGCCAUCAUCUUCUACGUCGCCCUCCUCAUCAUCUCCAUCUUUAUCGGAGCUGGUGUCUUCUCCACCACCGAGAUUGGCACCGGCGCCGAGCUCACCUGGUUCGACACCCUUUACCUCUCCGUUGUCACCCUCACCACCAUCGGCUACGGUGACAUCUUCCCCGUCUCGGACGAAGGCCGCGCCUGGUUCAUGUUCUUCAUCCUCUUUGGCAUCGCACAGCUCUCCCACGCCCUGUACCUCGUGCAAAAACUCACCGGCGACCUCGCCCAGAGCUCGCUCGCCGAAAUCGCCGGCGAAGACGACAACGAGGCCAAGGGCAUCGACGACGUGGAGCAGCGCUCCAUAGACGCUGGCGACAGCGUCCUCCUCCAGUACCUCAAGACCGGCACCAUGGACCUCGAUGCCGUCCACAAAGACAACGCCUAUGACGAUUCCGUGUAAAACAAGACCGGCCUUGCGGUCCCA